This is a messenger RNA of Ochotona princeps (American pika), 1114 nucleotides long. It is a transcript of the gene ZC3H8, whose product is annotated as zinc finger CCCH-type containing 8. The transcript is spliced from 6 exons. NCBI's taxonomy places the organism in Eukaryota, Metazoa, Chordata, Mammalia, Lagomorpha, Ochotonidae. The record is from RefSeq and is a predicted model, not a curated record. The coding region runs from base 48 to 848 and encodes 266 amino acids. Gene Ontology annotation, cellular component: nucleus. Gene Ontology annotation, molecular function: metal ion binding; RNA binding. Gene Ontology annotation, biological process: negative regulation of DNA-templated transcription.
GUGUUGUACUGUAUAGGUCCAGCGGCGGGGAAGCCCUCAGCUCUGGCAUGGAUUUCGAGAAUCUCUUCUCAAAGCCCCCCAACCCGGCCCUCGGCAGGAAACAGGCUUCGGAUCCUGAAGAAAGAACCGAUGAUGAAGUAGAUGAUUCAGACAAUGAAGAAACACAAGAAGAGAAAAUAAAAUGGGGAGUAAAACUGGAGAGUGAGCAAAUCCCCAAAAAAGUUAAACGUUUUGGAAACUCUACAUCACCACCAAAGAAACCGCUGCGUAUAAAAUCCAGAAGUAAGGACUAUGAUACGUACAGUGAUGACGAUGUCUGCGCUCAGGACUCGGAAGAUACUUUUGCCCAGGAGCUGCAGCAGUACAUAAAGGCUAAAGAGAUGGCAAGUGCCACCCGGUCCUUCACACUUCCUGAGCACUCCGUGGCAGAGGAGGGAGUGAACGGUGCCCAGCAAGCUACUAAGCAGAAAAAUAAAAAGUCUAAAGCUGGUCAAAAGAAUGGGAAACAGAAGAAAACGAAGCGAAAGUGGUCUGACACUGGAAACAAAGGGUCCAAUGGCUUGCCAAGGAAAAAGAGCUCCCAGGAAGAGGAUGGUAAGCCUAAAGAGAAGCGGCAGCCCGUCAUGAGUCAGGGAUUCAUCAACCAGCAUACUGUGGUGCGCGAGGGAAAACAGAUCUGCAAAUAUUUUCUUGAAAGGAAGUGUAUUAAGGGAGACCAAUGUAAAUUUGACCACGAUGCUGAAAUUGAGAAGAAAAAGAUGAUGUGUAAAUUUUAUGUGCAAGGAUAUUGUACCAGAGGUGAAAACUGUCUGUUUCUGCAUAAUAUCCUUUAUCACAUGAUACAGUAAUUUUGCUCGUUGUUUACAUGGACAUUUUAAGUAUUCAGAAUUCUUGAUGGAAAUGAUAUUGUAAUUUUAGCAGAGUUGUGUUCUCCAAAACCAACUUACCCUCACAGUGGUUAGAUUAUACUUAAUUUUUCUUUUGUCAUUAAAAAAAGAAAAAGAAAUAAAACCUCUCACCAUAAUUUCUGCCCAGUUUGGGUGGUAUAAGUGGAUUCAUGAGAUCUAUUCAAGUCCCAGAAAGAUUGUUUGAAAAUCCCUGCUGUGACAUCUGC